Molecule: messenger RNA, 633 nt
Organism: Laccaria bicolor S238N-H82
Lineage: Eukaryota; Fungi; Basidiomycota; Agaricomycetes; Agaricales; Hydnangiaceae
Product: GTP-binding protein sar1
Exons: 8
Coding region: 1-633 (210 amino acids)
Biological process (GO): membrane organization; vesicle organization; endoplasmic reticulum to Golgi vesicle-mediated transport
Cellular component (GO): COPII vesicle coat; endoplasmic reticulum exit site
Molecular function (GO): GTP binding; GTPase activity
Source: RefSeq, a predicted model, not a curated record
AUGAUACAUAUAUUCCCAGACAACCUCACUAUGUCGGCGAUCUUACAAUGGCUUCGCGACUCCGCCAUCCAAUUUGGUUUCAUGAAAAGGACUGCUAAAAUCAUUGUACUCGGUUUGGAUAACUCCGGAAAGAGUACCUUGCUCUAUAUGUUAAAGUAUCAUCGCAUUGCUCCACUGCAGCCGACGUUGUUCCCUUGCACGUCCGAAUUCACGUUUUCCAACAUCAACUACUACUCAUACGAUAUAAGUGGACUUGGGCAACCACGCCGUCUUUGGCGAGACUAUUACCAAGCAGCGCGUGACGGGGUCAUAUUCCUCGUCGAUAGCACAGGUAUCGAUCGUUUCGCGGAGGCCAGGGAAGAGCUCCGUGUCCUGCUUUCUGCUCAAGCGCUGUCGAACGUGCCUUUUCUUGUGCUUGGCACCAAGAUUGAUGCUCCUGGUGCGGUAAGCGAGUAUGAGCUGAGGCAACAGCUUAGAUUGGUUGAGACUACAGGCAAGGGGGUUGGAUUUCCCCCUGAUGGUACGAGACCAGUUGAGCUCUUCAUGUGUUCAACGGUGCAGAGGCGAGGGUAUGAAGAAGCAUUGCAGUGGUUCUCUCAACACGUACCGUAUUCAUAUCGUGCGGAUACAUAA